Messenger RNA from Hippocampus comes (tiger tail seahorse), 395 nucleotides. RefSeq names its product CAP-Gly domain-containing linker protein 1-like. NCBI's taxonomy places the organism in Eukaryota, Metazoa, Chordata, Actinopteri, Syngnathiformes, Syngnathidae. The record is from RefSeq and is a predicted model, not a curated record. The transcript has 3 exons. The annotation marks the transcript as partial.
CCCACAGAAGCAGCAGUUGACUGCAAGCACAGAGGAGCAGACCAACUCUGCAAAAACUAUGCAAGAAACCCUUGACAGGCUCAGCAAAAAGGAGGAGCAGUGCACAACUCUGGGCACAGUAUCGGAGUCUCUCAAGAGUCAGCUUAAUGGGCUGGAGAGGAAGCUGGCGAGUGCCGACGAGAAGGUACGGCAGCUGGGCGAGGACAAGAGCAAACUGGAGAAAGACAUUUCGGACAUGAUGACGGCGUCCGGUGACAGUUCGGUGCAGCUGAGCAAAAUGAACGAAGACCUGCGGCAGAAAGAAAGGUGUUCAAUCCUAAACCCUCAAAAAUUCUCAAAACGAUCUUGUAGUAAUCAUACAUUUAAUCCAUCCAACAUAUGGACAUUCAGAACAA